This is a messenger RNA of Nanorana parkeri, 1244 nucleotides long. Its product is annotated as double-stranded RNA-binding protein Staufen homolog 1-like. Lineage: Eukaryota; Metazoa; Chordata; Amphibia; Anura; Dicroglossidae. The annotation marks the transcript as partial. The record is from RefSeq and is a predicted model, not a curated record. The transcript has 8 exons.
CUUUGACUCCGCCCUGCACUGAGCUCCGCCCUGCACUGAACUCCGCCUCCUGCCAGCGCUCACCUCUGAUAGACGCCAUCAUGUCACAAGUCCAGAACACAACUGCCGCCCUCUCUGGGAGCCUGCUGAGCAAGAAGCCGCACUCUACCCUCCCCCAAUCCCUGGGGAUCCCGCCCACUGCCGGCCCCCUACCCUCCGAACAUGCAGGUAGACCACACCAGAGCUCCGCCCUCCCGCCCGCCUCCGUCACCGCUGGCAACGCUGCUGCUGCGCUGGCUCUGCAGUAUUAUAGAUCAUCAUCGGGUAUUGAUCACCGAUCAGCCGAUGCCGAGCAAUCUCACACUGAUUUCAGCCUUCUGGAGAGAGCGGGAGAAGAUCGGCCAAACCAGUCCUGGCGCAGUCGGUGUGGGGGCAUGAUGAGGUCUGUAGUACAUUUCAUGUUGUGUGUUUUGUGUCUCGCAGAGAGUAUAACCCCCACCGUGGAGCUGAACGCGUUGUGUAUGAAGCUGGGCCGUAAGCCCGCCUACAAGCCCCUGGACCCGUACACAGGAAUGCGUUCCCCAUACAGCUACAACAUGCGUGGCGGCGGUUAUCCCCCACGGUACUUCUACCCGUUCCCUAUGGCGCCCAUGCUGUACCAGGUGGAGCUCUCUAUAGGAGGACAACAAUUCCACGGGAAAGGCCGAACGCGUCAGGCCGCCAAGCACGACGCAGCCGCCAAAGCUCUGAAGUUCUUACAGCAUGAGCCCCUCCCCAGCAAACCCGAGUCCUGGCGCAGUCGGUGUGGGGGCAUGAUGAGGUCUGUAGUACAUUUCAUGUUGUGUGUUUUGUGUCUCGCAGAGAGUAUAACCCCCACCGUGGAGCUGAACGCGUUGUGUAUGAAGCUGGGCCGUAAGCCCGCCUACAAGCCCCUGGACCCGUACACAGGAAUGCGUUCCCCAUACAGCUACAACAUGCGUGGCGGCGGUUAUCCCCCACGGUACUUCUACCCGUUCCCUAUGGCGCCCAUGCUGUACCAGGUGGAGCUCUCUAUAGGAGGACAACAAUUCCACGGGAAAGGCCGAACGCGUCAGGCCGCCAAGCACGACGCAGCCGCCAAAGCUCUGAAGUUCUUACAGCAUGAGCCCCUCCCCAGCAAACCCGAGAUGAAUGGGAAAGCGUCGGAUGAAGAGAAUCUGAACAAGUCAGAGAUAAGCCAAGUGUUCGAGAUCGCACUGAAAAGGAACUUGCCUGUGAAUUUCGAG